This is a messenger RNA of Cherax quadricarinatus, 1255 nucleotides long. The record is from RefSeq and is a predicted model, not a curated record. NCBI's taxonomy places the organism in Eukaryota, Metazoa, Arthropoda, Malacostraca, Decapoda, Parastacidae.
UGGUUAUUUUGCAUCCUAUAUCACUUGGUUUGCGAUAUUUGCUCAAUAUAUUUAUACAAUAUUAAGGAAUCCGAAGGUUGGAGUCGGAUCAAUGGUUGAGGAAGCUGGUUAUCCGGAUUCACCAGAAGAACACCAACACAUGGCUGCAAGAGGAUUAUUCAGAUACAACAAGGUAUUAAAAUUUGUGUGUCCUGCAACAAACUGGGUGUGUCAAGUGUAUUUCCUGCUUGCUGCUAGAGCCUGCGUACAGUUUCUCCCUUUUUCGUCAAUGGCGUCUUCACAGGACAGUCAUGGUGAUGUUGAAGCCAUCUCCCAUGGAGGGAGUAUGAAACGAGCGACAGAACCUGAGUCGACUGAAGCACAAGUGAAACGCAUUCAUUUGGAUGGCACAUCCGAGGCUGAUGGUGGGGAAACAGCCAGAAGAAAACGAAGAAAAUAUGCUUUGCUACUUUCUUACUCUGGCAAAGGCUAUUUGGGCAUGCAAAGAAACCCAGGUUAUCGCACGAUUGAAGAUGAUUUAUUAACGGCCAUGUUGCGUGCCGACCUAAUUACAGACGAGGGCUGUACAUGUCCACAGAUAUUCCACUUCCAGCGAGCAGCUCGCACAGAUAAAGGCGUUUCUGCAGCACGACAAGUGAUAUCACUCAAGCUUCCUGAGGAUGUACCAGAUAUGGUGAGUGCCAUCAACAAGCACCUGUGCUCCCAGAUACGUGUGAUGGCUGUUCGUCGCACGACUAAGAGCUUCAACUGCAAGUCAUGGUGUGAUUCCCGCACUUAUUCUUACAUGUGUCCUUCCUUUGCCUUUGCUCCCCGGACGGAAAUAAUGAACGAGGACUACCGUAUUACUCCAGAGGUCUUGCAGCAACUUAGAACAACUUUGGAUUUAUAUAAAGGCACUCACAAUUUCCACAACUUCACGGCCCGAAAGAAAGCCCAGGAUGCUAGUGCUAACCGUUAUAUCAUGGACAUUGACUGUGGAGAGCCAUUUGAACGGGAUGGCUUGGAAUGGCUCAUCAUUAAAAUUAAAGGUCAAAGUUUCAUGUUGCACCAGAUUCGCAAAAUGAUUGGGUUGACAAUGGCCAUCAGUCAAGGGUUGUCUUCGGUGGAUAUCAUCACCAGAGCUUGGGGCAAGGACCGUGUGGAUGUACCUAUUGCUCCAGGGCUAGGCUUAGUUCUGGAGGAACCACACUACGACAAAUACAACAAGAGAUAUGGAACUGAUGGCAUCCAUGAGGUUUGUUAUAUUUUUACAUAA